This is a messenger RNA of Poecilia reticulata (guppy), 1350 nucleotides long. The record is from RefSeq and is a predicted model, not a curated record. Lineage: Eukaryota; Metazoa; Chordata; Actinopteri; Cyprinodontiformes; Poeciliidae.
AUGCUGGACACACUGCAGAUCGCACACAUGCUGGACACACUGCAGAUCGCACACAUGCUGGACGCGGCCCUGCAGAUCGCACACAUGCUGGACGCGGCUCUGCAGAUCACACACAUGCUGGACAUUCCUGUUCAGACGGUCAGUGAAUCGUCUCCAGCUCAGUCGGACUGGACAAUAAAAUCCCAGCUGGUUGGAGAUGUUUCUGAUUCAUCGAAGUGUCCCGACGGGUUCGACUGCCUGAAGACGGGCAGAAACCCGAACUACGGCUACACCAGCUUCGACACGUUCGGCUGGGCCUUCCUGUCGCUGUUCCGGCUGAUGACCCAGGACUACUGGGAGAACCUCUACCACCACACGCUGCGGUCGGCCGGGAAGACCUACAUGGUGUUCUUCGUGGUGGUCAUCUUCCUGGGCUCCUUCUACCUGAUCAACCUGAUCCUGGCCGUGGUCGCCAUGGCGUACGAGGAGCAGAACCAGGCCACCAUCGCUGAGGCGUGUCAGAAGGAGCGCGAGUUCCAGCAGGCCAUGGAGAGACUGAAGAAAGAGCAGCAGAUGGCGGCGCAGAAACCGCCGGACUCCGACUCCCUGACCUCACCAGACCUCUCACCUCUUGGCCCUCCGCUGGACAGCUCCGAGGAGCGGAGGCGGAGCCAGGCGCUGAUGGGUGUGGCCGACGGGGAGGGGAACCUGUCGGAGGAGAAGCUGCUGCAGGUGGACUUGAUGGACGGGGGAAAGGCCCUCCAUCCUCUCCUCGCUCGCUCCUUCUCCACGCGGACGCGACGAAGCAGUCAGGUGUCGUCCAUCUUUAACUUCCGGCUGAGGAGCCGAGGGUCGGAAGGCGAGAUGGCGGACGACGAGUUCAGCGUUCCCGGCGACGUGGUGGACGGCGUCGGCGGCAGGACGUACAGCGGCGGGACGUUCAGCGGCAUCCUGACCAACCCCUGGCCCAAACGCAGACUCAGCACCUACAGCACGGCCAGCAGGAACUCCCAGGUGUUUUAUCCCACCCUGAACGUCAACGGGAAGCUGUUCGUCUCCAUGGACCAGAACGGGGUCUCCCCGCCGCCGCUGCAGGGGCAGCUGACCGCCUGCACCAUGGAGAAGGUCAAGGAGGAGAGCGUCCCGACGUCCACCACGGAGCUCAGCACCAUGCUGCUGCCUCGGCCUUCGUCCACGCAGGGGUCGGAGCGGAGGGGGAGGGCAAUGAGCGCCGCCAGCUACCUGACCGACGUCAUGGAGGGUGAGGAGCGGCGCCGCGGCCACGCCUUCAUCUGCAGCGCUGCUCUUAAAGGGACAGUGUCGUGUAGAAUCCACUCCUUCAGCCGAACAUGUUUUAAUGUUUUACACUGA